Gekko japonicus is the source of this 306-nucleotide messenger RNA. Its product is annotated as phosphomannomutase 2-like. The record is from RefSeq and is a predicted model, not a curated record. The annotation marks the transcript as partial. Gene Ontology annotation, cellular component: cytosol. Gene Ontology annotation, molecular function: phosphomannomutase activity. The transcript has 3 exons. Gene Ontology annotation, biological process: GDP-mannose biosynthetic process; protein N-linked glycosylation; mannose metabolic process. NCBI's taxonomy places the organism in Eukaryota, Metazoa, Chordata, Lepidosauria, Squamata, Gekkonidae.
CAGCUCAUUGUCCCGGCCAGCAGGCGAAGCAUGGAGGGCGACGAAGGGAGCCAGCGGGACGGCGGGCGCGUCCUUUGCCUCUUCGACGUGGACGGCACGCUGACCGGGCCCCGCCAGAAAAUCACUCCGGAAAUGGCAGAUUUUCUACAGGCUCUGCGGAAGAAGGUGAAAGUGGGUGUCGUGGGUGGCUCAGACUUUGAGAAGAUCCAGGAACAGCUGGGGGAAGACGUGAUUGAAAAAUUCGACUACGUCUUCCCCGAAAAUGGUUUGGUGGCCUACAAAGAAGGGAAACUGUUGAAGAAACAG